GUGGGUAGGGGACAGGCAUGGACCUACGGCCGUAGGGGCAUCUCCGUAACAACUUGAGACAUCAAUCAUUAGAGACUUUACAACAAUUUGGAAAAAAUUAAAAAUUAAAAUACAGGACAGAGGAUGCCAUUAAAAAAAGGGCAGUUAUCAUCAUGGCCUCGAGAUGUGACACAAGGGAUGAAUUAGCUAAGCCAAACCCUCCAAUGCACAUCCAAGGUUCAUCUCUCAACUCUUAUCGCGAAACUCUAACAGGCAUUGCUUUUGAAUGCCGUCAGCUUAUCUCCCAUUUUGUCGCGUCCCACACCUCGCGUACGUUGCUAAAGAUGACAUGCUAUCAUGUUCGAAAUUACUGUAAAUACCUAACUUAGGUUCCAAUAAGGACGAAUACAAGCAUGAUCAGAUUAUUCGGGUCAGAUAUAUAUUGUUGACAUCUCACAGUAGGGCUUCUUGCUUUUCUCUACCCAGUCGCGUUGGCUAUCCGCUAUUCCGCAUCAAUGACGAAAGUGGUAAACAACGUUGCUUCAUAUCUCGAGGAAUAGAUACCUAGGUAAUAACUUUGAAGUCACUCAUUCGCAUAGGUAAUUAAGGGGUGUGCAUAACUACCCAGGCAUUCACUUACACCACCACGUUUGGCAUUAUGGCUAGCAACACCUACCACCCAGGCCAACUCCUCCAGGAGAAGGACCAUCAACCGAGUUCAGGCGGUUUAGGUGCUUUAGGGGAGGCAGAUGGCGUGAUGGAUUUGACUAGUCCUGGACUUGUCAAUGAUGUUUUCGGCGAAGAGGAGAAUCAUGACAUCAAAUACAAAACAUUGACCUGGCAACUGGUUGCCGUCAUGAUGAUCACGGAAAUCGUAUCGAACGGUAUGCUCACCUUGCCGAGCUCUCUCGACGCUGUAGGCAUUGUCCCUGGCGUUAUUGUCAUCGCGUUCCUCGGCGCAUUCGCUACUUUCACAUCCUGGGUGCUCAUAGAGUUCAAAUUACGACAUCCCGAAGUUCACAAUAUGGGCGAUGCCGGAUACAUCUUGUUUGGGCCCAUUGGCAGAGAGAUACUGGCCGGAGGAACCAUCAUCUUUGCUAUCUGCGCCACGGGCUCGCAGAUCCUUGCAGGCCAGCUCGCACUAACAGUUCUCUCCGACGCGAAACUGUGCGCGCUGGCGUUCGCGGGCAUAUUCACAGUGGCAACCACCAUCUGCAGCUUCUCUCGCACUCUCGACCAUUUGAGCUGGCUCUCUGUUGCUGGCGGUGCAUCCAUCAUCGUUGCGGGAGUCGUUGCGAUGGCUGGAGCAGGCGCCGUGCCAGUCGACCCUGGUGACGUGUUCAUCGCAAGAGCGACCGAUUUCCCCUCGGCGUUCAUCAGCAUUACGAAUCCCGUGUUCGCUUACGCGGGCCAUUUCAUGUUCUUCAUCCUCAUCUCCGAGAUGAAGAAUCCAAAAGACGCCAUGAAGGCUGCCUGGACGCUGCAGAUUAUCGCGACUGCCUUCUACAUCGUGUUUUCGGUUGUGACCUAUUGGUAUAUCGGCAAAGGGGUAUCGAGCCCGAGCCUCCUCAGCCUAAGCCCUCUAUGGUCCAAGAUAUCUUUUGGGCUUGCCAUACCCAAUUUCUUUAUUUCGGGUAGUCUGUAUAGUCAUACAGCAGCCAAGCUCGUAUUUGUACGCCUUUUUAGACGGAGCCGUCAUAUCCACUCACACACGUUCACGGGCUGGGGCAUUUGGACUCUGCUUAUCCUUUUAGCCAAUGCCGCAGCUUUCGUCUUUGCGGUCGGGAUACCUGUCUUCAACUACCUUGUCGGCAUCACCGCCUCGCUGUUUGCUGCGUGGUAUACCUACGGCCUAGCAGGGGCUUUCUGGUUGCAUGACACGUAUCACUUUAAGGGGGGAUACAGUGCCUGGUUUCAAAAACCUACGAUGUUUACUAUCAAUGUCUUUACUAUCCUCGCGGGCGCCUUCAUUUGUGUCGGUGGGUUGUACGCCACGAUAUAUUCGUUGAUACAGGCAGCAGCGGCUGGUGAACUAAUACAGCCAUUUCAAUGCUGAUAUCAAAUUUCACAGUGUAGCCAAAGAAGCUGUAGCAGCCAAUGAGGGAUAUUAAUGAUACGUCGUCUUAGUGAAGUAAGAAGUAUAUAUAAUUAGAGAUUUAAAUAUUCGUAGAACACUAAGUAGGUAUGUAGCUGAGUAGCAGUAGUUAAAAGAAGGUGGUGUGUCUUUACCCCUGAACAUCAAAGGUGGAACACACAGCAUAUUCAUACCACAAAC
Hypoxylon fragiforme is the source of this 2254-nucleotide messenger RNA. RefSeq names its product transmembrane amino acid transporter protein-domain-containing protein. Gene Ontology annotation, molecular function: amino acid transmembrane transporter activity. NCBI's taxonomy places the organism in Eukaryota, Fungi, Ascomycota, Sordariomycetes, Xylariales, Hypoxylaceae. Gene Ontology annotation, biological process: amino acid transmembrane transport. The transcript is spliced from 2 exons. Gene Ontology annotation, cellular component: vacuolar membrane. The record is from RefSeq and is a predicted model, not a curated record. The coding region runs from base 638 to 2035 and encodes 465 amino acids.